CUUGGGUAAGCUCUCUUAAACAAAUUAAAAAAAAAAUCACUCACUCUCUCUCUCUCUGUAUCACAACAGAAACUCUGCAAUUCAUCAAACCCUAGCUAUCGCUCUCUCGCACGCUCGCUCGGUAUCUGCUUAUUCUCGGUCUCAAAUUUCCUGCGACUUUCGGUGAUGGCUGACGGAAAGCUGAAUCUUCCGGACGAUUUCCUUUCCUCUAAGACGCUCGAUCAACACCGCUCUGUCAAAGAUGAAGCUUGGGGAGGAACGGGUGAGGAGAAGUCACUGAUAGGGUUACUUGAUGAGUCAAAAGAUCAAGUAACUUCAGAGAACAGCAUUCCACUGUCCCCGCAGUGGCUUUAUGCUAAACCAAUUGAUCCUAAGACAUUGACUGCAGGAGGGGAAAUGCGUGCACCAAAUUCAUUGCCUCAGGGAAACACGACUGAUACUAAUUUAAAAGACAGUUGGCGUUUGGAUGGAUCUCAAGAAAAGAAAGACUGGAGGAAGGCUGUGCCCGAUAUUGAAAAUAGUUGUCGCUGGCGUGAAGAGGAGAGAGAAACAGGCAUACUUGGUAGAAGAGAUCGCAGAAAAGAAGAUCGCCGUGCAGAUGCUACCUUUUCUAGGGAUAUUUCUGAAACUAGAGCCUUGUCUUCUGCAGAUCGUUGGCAUGAUCCUAGUAACCGUACUUCUGGGCAUGAAUCCCGGCGAGACACCAAGUGGUCUUCCAGGUGGGGUCCUGAAGAUAAAGAGAAGGAUUCUCGGUUUGAAAAGAGGACAGAAGCUGAGAAGGAAGAUACUCAGAUUGAAAGACAAUCUUUUGUCAGUGGCAAUCGCACAACUUCCGAGCGUGAUAAUGAUUCCCGUGAUAAGUGGAGGCCCCGCCAUCGCAUGGAAGUUCAUGCGGGUGGGCCAGCUGCAUACCGCUCUGCACCAGGAUUUGGGUUGGAGAGGGGGCGGGUAGAAAGCUCAAAUGUGCGAUUUGCACCUGGACGUGGUAGGUCUACUAUCAAUGGAAGUCUACAAAUAGGCAGGCCCCUCUCUGUAUCUGUUAUUGGCUCUGUUACUGUAGAUAAAUUAUCCGGCCCCUCAGCUGUAUAUUGUUAUCCUAGAGCAAAGCUUCUUGACAUUUAUCGUAAACAAAAAACUCUUCCGAAUUUUGAUUCCUUACCUGAUGAGAUGGACAAUGUAUCACCAAUUACACAAUUUGCCUCCAUUGAACCCUUGGCUUUUGUUGCCCCUGAUGCAGAGGAAGAGGCUACUCUUGGGGAUAUAUGGAAAGGAAGAAUUAGAAGCAGUGAAGUAUUACAGAACUCUAAUAGGGUCAAAAAUGUGGCAUCGUGUGUUAAUACUGCAGGAUUUGGUGACACUACUAUCAGUGAGGGUAAACAGAAUUCUUCAGUUAAUACUGAAGAAAUUGUUGAAUCUUUGGAAACUUCUGGUGUAAAUAAUUGUGGCCAAGGUAGCGGUGCCGAGACAUUAAGCCCAUCUGAUCCCUAUGUUGCCAAGGAAAGGGGUGCUUUUAACGAAGGUGAAGGUAUCAGGUCAGGUGCAAUUGAUGUCAUGCAUGAUGGCUUGAUACCAUCGGUUUUGAAGGGACAUGAUACAUGUGGUGCUGGAGAGACUACCAGCUCUAGUAACACUGUUAAUGAAGUGAAAUUUGUUGAAAACCAACAAGCAGACGCUUUGAAUUUUAAAGAGCACCUUAAAUUGGAAGACGUUAAGUCAGCUGAUUCUUUUGAAGUCAGUAACCAGCUUCCCGAUGAUUCAAAUUCUCUGUUUGAUUUUGCAUCUUUGGAACAAACUGCAAACAAUGAUCAGCUUCAUCAAAAAGGCAAUAGCAGGGUACAUCCAUCAGAUGUUGGUGUAUCACUAGAGGAUUUAAGUUUGUUCUAUCUUGAUCCUCAGGGUGUAAUUCAGGGACCAUACAUGGGGAUUGACAUCAUUAUGUGGUUUGAGCAAGGUUAUUUUGGAACUGAUUUACCUGUUCGAUUGUCAGAUGCCCCAGCUGGAUCAGCUUUUCAAGAACUUGGUGAAAUCAUGCCACAUCUGAAAGUUAAAACAGGGUCCUCCACAUGCAAUAAUCUGGUUACAACUUCACAGCUAUCUGGUACUGUUGUGGGCUGCUUGGAAGAGAGUGUAGCCUCUCCUGUUGCUGGACCUGAUUAUAAUAGGUCUGCUGUUGUAAAUAAUCAGCUGUGGGUUUCAACUGGUCCAGAUGCUACUUCAGUUAUUGAUUUUCAGUUAGUAGCACCUAAUCCUGAACAUCAAUCUGAGCCCCGUCUUCCUGACAAUCAAAACUUCCAAAAUUCUGUUGCUCAAGAUGAAGAAAUUGUCUUUCCUGGGAGGCCUGGGAGCAGCAAUGCUAAUCAUAUGAAGAGAUCUGGUGCUGAUAUUCACAGUUCAUUUUCGAGUCCUGCAAGUCACCAUUCCCUUGUUAAUGAGUUUUCAGAAACUAGUCUGCCUAGACAUCAGGAGGAUGAUAAGUUGCAUCCUUUUGGUCUGUUGAUGUCAGAGCUGAGAGACAGCUCUCAUUUGAGACGUUCUCAAUCAUCCAAUUUGGCUUCAAGAAUAGGUGACCAUGGUCAGUUCUUGGAUUCUUUUGACAGAGAUGCUAAAAUUGUCAGCCAAAGCUCUUUCAGUUCAAUGGCUGAUCAACCUUCUCUUGGGGAGAUGUGCUCUGAUGAUUAUAGAAGGAAUACAAUUUCAAAAUCCCACUCUCAUCAAGGUUCUAUAGAUGCACACCUAUUAUUUCAUGGGGGGCAAGAAUUGAAGGGUUUUGACAUGGCAGAGCACUUAAUGUCACAAAAUUUGCUGAAGGAACAACAUCAACAGCAGAAUUAUUCGUCUCCUCAUCCUUUGUCAUGUACAAAUGAGUUGGGGAUAGAUCAAAUUCCUGGUUUUUCUCUUUCUCAGAGCAAGAAUCUUCAUCUACAGCAGUCUGCUCAUCCAGUUUCAGACAUGAAACAACUUUUGGAAAUUAAGUUACAGCAACAGCGACAUCUCGAGCUUCAACGACAUGUUGAGCGUCAACACCAACGAUAUCUUGAGCUUCAACACCAGCGACAUCUUGAGCUUCAACACCAGCGACAGCUUGAACUGCAACACCAGCGGCAGCUUGAGCUUCAACAAGAGCGGCAGCUCAAGUUGCUGCAACAACAGCGGCAACUUGAGCUUGAGCGACAGCGGCAGCUUGAGCUUGAGCAGCAGCGGCAGCUUGAGCUUGAGCAGCAGAGACAGCUUGAACUUCAACAACAGCAUCGCUUGCGUCAGCAGCAGCAGUUUCGUUUCAACCAAAUGAAGAUGCUGCAGCAGCAACAACAACAACAACAGUUACUUUUGGAACAACUGUUUCCCCAUCAGAUGCCUGAUCCUGGUUACGGACAGUUGAAGGUAGAAACUGUAAGAGAUAACCUACUCAAUCAAGCUCAGUUAAGGAUGCAGCUUCUAAAUGAACUCCAACAGGAUUCUCAUGCAAGGCACCCAGAUCAGUCACUGGAGCAGAUCAUCCAAGCAAAGAUUGGUCAGAGUGCACUCCGGGGACAGCCAGUUGAUUUUUUGGAUCUAAGAUCACAAGCAAAGCAUGCAAAUAUGCCUUCUUCAGAAGAGCAGCUUCAUUUCCAGCAAGAACAAUUGCGAGCACGUCAGUUAUCUAUUGCAUUGAGGCAGCAGUCAGGGCUGGAAGGGGAAGGGCAUAUAACUGGCCCAUGGUCGGUUGAUGUGGCUGGUCAGUUUGCUAGGAGUUCUUCUGGUCAUCACCCAAUUCAUUCGGCAGGUUUUAGUGCUUCAGAUUUUUACCAGCAACAGCAGAGGCUUUCUUCAGAUGAGGAGCAAUUCAACCACCAUAACUGGAAUCAUGCUGUACAGGAACGACAUCAGAGAGGGUUGUUUGAGCCUAGCUCUAUGGCAUUGGAUAGGUUAUUGUCUGUUCCUCCUGCUCUCACUCCCGGAAGGAAUUUGGAUAAUAUAAACACUCAAGCCCAAGGUCUAGAUUUUCCAGAUCAGCAUCUCUAUAUGCAUUCAACUGGCCAGCUGAGUUCCUUUUCUUCUGGCAUCCCAUCACACUCCCAACAAAUCUCUGAUGAGUUAUAUGCUACUCAUCCAGAUAUGAAAGAGAGCCACUUCUCUGGGAGCAAUAUGCUGCAGGAAAAUAGCUGGAUUGAGAAACAGAUGCAACAGUUGAACCUUAAAGGUGAUAGACAACGUAAAGAUGCAGAUGUUAAUAUGACUUCUGUGGAUUCAAGUUUGUGGACAUCCACUGGCGGUGAUGGGGAAAACUCAGAGGGAGUUCUAAUGGAUCUUCUCCAUCAAAACUCGGGUCUUCAAUCUGUGCAUUCCGCAGAUGUAAAUUACCAACAUAAUAUAUCGUCUACUAAAACCCAGGAUACCUUCUGGCCAAUUUCUGAGACACAGUCAUCAAAUCUCCCUUUUAAUCUCCUCACUGAUCAAGAAGUCACUGGGAACAGCUCCUUUGUGGAAGGGCCUCAAAAUUCCAACUCAAGUGCACCAUUCAAGCAUUCAGGGAAUGGUGAAAGAUUAAUCCUAAGAUCUAAUUCUGGUGUACUAUUAGAACAACCAUUCUUGUCUGGCAGCAUAGAACAUUCAAGCUCCAUUGGUAAAUCAACUUUGGACAAGGACUUCUUAGAGCUGGAAGGACCAAAGGGGAAGAGGCAUGGGUCCAAAGGCAUGAGCAUGUUGGUUUCAGAGAUGAAAAACAAUUUGGUGGAGCAAGCAGAAAACUCUCUGGAUUAUGUAGAGCUACCAAGGAAUGCCCAUAGUAGGCAUAGUUCUCUAAGUAGUGUUGGUGGAAAUGGAGGCUUCUACAAUUAUGAAAUAGGGCUAGACAAGUCGCAUGGAGAAAUUUCAAAUGAAAGGCUUCCCCCUAAUUUACCCAAAGGGCUUGACAAUGAUCUAAGCAAACAACAGCUUCUAGCAAGAGCUUCAUCCCCCCAGGAUGUUUUGCCUGAGUCAACUUCUGCAGCAUUUGUCAAGCAGAAAAGUUCAAUAACCCUCACAUCAGACGAAGGGAAGCGGGAAUCAGUCAGCAAUCCUGUAGCAACCCAAGUUCCUGAAACUCAAGCACCUGGCAAAAAAGAUGUGCGUUUUAGGAGGACCUCAUCUUUCAGUGAUGCUGCUGUUUCAGAGACAUCAUUCAUAGACAUGCUUAAGAAACCAGUUCUUCCAGAAGCUGACCCAUUAAAUGCAGCUGCUUUCGAGUCAUCUGAUGUUGGUGCACCAACCGGGCGAAGUGGCAAAAAGAAGGGAAAGAAAGGAAGGCAGAUUGAUCCUGCUCUCCUCGGCUUUAAAGUUUCUAGCAACCGGAUCAUGAUGGGUGAGAUCCAGCGGCUUGAAGAUUGACCAAAACAAGUUGUACAUUGUAUGUACAUUUUCUUCUACUUGUAGAUAUAAUUUUUACAGUUUCUUUUAAAGUCUUUAAUAGUUAUAUUUCUCACGAUAUAGUUUCAAGAUAGGAGCAACUGAUUUAGUCUGGGUUACCUCCUUGCCAUUCACUAUCCAUAGUGUUCUGACGAAGUAAGGCAUGUGUAUAUAUGGAACAGAGAUUUUUUUGUAGGGGUACCAUACAAUAAUGAAAGGAAUAGUUACGGUGAA
This is a messenger RNA of Mangifera indica (mango), 5598 nucleotides long. RefSeq lists its product as uncharacterized. Gene Ontology annotation, molecular function: protein binding. The transcript has 11 exons. The record is from RefSeq and is a predicted model, not a curated record. NCBI's taxonomy places the organism in Eukaryota, Viridiplantae, Streptophyta, Magnoliopsida, Sapindales, Anacardiaceae. The coding region runs from base 166 to 5346 and encodes 1726 amino acids.